UCCGGCGGCAACUCCUCCCACCCCUUCUUCCUCUUCGAGUCCGCCGCCGCCGCCGACGCCCCACGCUCCUUCUCCUACCCGCAUUACUACUCCUCCUCACCGCCCCCCUCCUUCCCCCACCACCACCACUCCAAUUCCAGCGACGAACUCCGAUUCCCUCCCCCGCUGCCCCCGCACUACCACCACCACUCCCACCCCUACAUCGUCGGCGGCGGCGGCGGAGGAGGCGGGGGGUCGGCGUCGCUGUCGGGGAGCGACGGGUCGCUGACGCUGGAGCGGGCCAUGUCGGAGUACGGCGGGGCGCCGGGGACGCUCCCGGAGUUCAUGGGGAGCGGCGGCGGGGCGGGGAUCUUCCGGGUGCCCCUGCGCGCCGCGAUGCACCCGGGCCGCCCCCCGCCGCUCGAGCUGCGCCCGCACCCGCUGCGCGAGACGCAGGCCGGGUCCUUCCUCCGCGCCGUGGCGUGCGAACCGCGCCGGGGCCAGCUCUGGGCCGGGGCCGAGUCCGGGCUCCGGGUGUGGGACCUCGCCGAGGUGUUCGGCGGGUGGGGGCCCGGGGAGGCGCGGCGCGGGGACGAGGAGAGCGCGCCGUUCCGGGAGUCGGCGCCGACGUCGCCCGCCAUGUGCUUGGUGGUGGACGCCGCCACCGGAUUGAUCUGGAGCGGCCACAGGGACGGGAAGAUCCGGUCGUGGAAGAUCGAGCAGCCCAAGGCGCACCAGGACGCCUCUGAGGAUGGCGCCGCGCCCGUCCAAUUCAGGGAAGGGCUCUCUUGGCAGGCGCACCACCGGUCCCCUGUUCUCUCCAUGGUCAUCACUUGCUAUGGUGAAUUAUGGUCUGGAUCUGAAGGUGGAGUUAUAAAGGCGUGGCCUUGGGAUGCCAUUGAAAAAUCCCUCUCUCUAACUAUAGAAGAAAGGCAUAUGGCGGCUUUACUGGUUGAAAGAUCAUAUGUUGACCUACGAAGCCAGGUCACAGUUGGUGGUGUUUGUUCUCUGCCUGCUUCCGACAUAAAGUAUAUGGUAGCCGAUAAUUCUAGAUCUAAGGUGUGGAGCGCUAGUAGCCUCACCUUCGCUCUGUGGGAUGCUCGUUCGAGGGAUCUAUUGAAAGUAUUUGGCAUAGAUGGCCAGGUUGAGACACGGGUCGACUCUCAACCAAUGCAGGAAUCUUAUGUAGAGGAUGAGAUGAAGGUUAAAUUCGUCUCCACGUCAAAGAAGGAGAAGUCGCAAGGCUCUUUUAACUUCUUUCAGCGCUCUCGUAAUGCCCUGAUGGGUGCGGCUGAUGCUGUGCGUAGAGUAGCUGUCAAAGGAACAUUCACAGAAGACAAUCGUAGAACGGAAGCAUUGGCAAUAGCAAUGGAUGGGACAAUUUGGUCCGGAUUCACAAAUGGUACACUUAUUCAGUGGGAUGGAAAUGGGGGCCGAAUACAGGAGGUUCAGCAUCAUCCUUCCUCCGUUCAGUGCAUUUGCGCGUUUGGGACGCGGUUGUGGGUGGGUUAUGUUAGUGGCACUAUUCAGGUUAUGGAUCUUGAAGGGAAUUUAUUGGGAGGAUGGGUUGCACACAGCUGUCCGGUCAUUAAGAUGGCUGUUGGGGGUUCCUAUAUCUUUACGUUGGCUCAUCAUGGAGGUAUCCGUGGCUGGCAUUUAACAUCUCCCGGACCUCUUGACGAUAUUUUGAGAACUGAAUUGGCCAACAGGGAAUUGUCAUACACCAAGAUAGAAAAUAUUAAGAUACUCGCUGCGACUUGGAAUGUUGGACAAGAAAAGGCAUCUCAUGAUUCGCUCAUAUCGUGGCUGGGCAGCGUGGCAUCGGAGGUUGGUUUGGUCAUCAUCGGAUUGCAGGAGGUGGAAAUGGGUGCUGGUUUUCUUGCAAUGGCAGCUGCAAAGGAAACUGUAGGACUUGAGGGCAGUGCCAAUGGACAAUGGUGGUUAGACACUAUUGGCAAGACCUUAGAUGAGGGUACAUCUUUCCAACGGGUCGGUUCAAGGCAGCUGGCAGGACUACUAAUCUCAGCAUGGGCAAGGAAGAACCUUAGGCCACAUAUUGGUGAUGUUGAUGCUGCAGCAGUGCCAUGCGGAUUUGGGCGUGCAAUUGGUAACAAGGGUGCUGUAGGUUUGAGAAUGAGAGUUUAUGAUCGAUCAAUAUGCUUUGUAAACUGUCAUUUUGCUGCACAUCUUGAAGCAGUCAGCAGACGCAAUGCUGACUUUGAUCAUGUCUAUAGAACAUUGUCUUUCAGCAGGCCUUCUAUCGGGCUUCAUGGAGCGGCAGCUGGUGCAACAUCUGUCCAAUUGCAUCGAGGAGUGAAUGCUAGUGGAUCUCAAUCAGAUGAUGGGAAACCUGAGCUGUCCGAAGCAGACAUGGUGGUAUUCCUUGGUGAUUUCAAUUAUCGGCUUCACGGUAUCACAUAUGACGAGGCAAGGGACAUGGUUUCUCAAAGAUGUUUUGACUGGCUUAGAGAGAAGGAUCAACUGCGAGCAGAGAUGAAAGCAGGCAAAGUCUUUCAAGGAAUGCGUGAAGGACAAAUCAAAUUUCCCCCCACUUAUAAGUUUGAAAGGCACCAACCAGGCUUAUCAGGAUAUGAUUCGGGUGAGAAGAAGCGGAUUCCAGCAUGGUGUGACAGAAUAUUGUAUCGUGAUAGCCGCUCUAUUUCGGUGGCUGAAUGCUCAUUAGAGUGCCCUGUGGUUUCAUCAAUUAUAUUGUAUGAAGCUUGCAUGGAUGUCACAGAUAGCGAUCACAAGCCCGUGAGGUGUAUGUUCAAUGUUGAGAUAGCUCGCGUAGAUGAAUUAAUAAGGAGGCAAGAAUAUGGAGAAAUAAUUGCAUCGAAUGAGAAAAUAAGUUCUAUGCUCGAAGAGUUUUCUAUUAUUCCAGAAACAAUUGUUAGCACAAACAACAUCAUCUUGCAAAAUCAAGAAACAACCAUCCUUAGAAUAACUAAUAAAAGCGAGAAGGACAAGGCUGCUUUUGAGAUCAUUUGUGAAGGCCAGUCGACCGUUAAAGAGGAUGGUAAUGCAUCAGAGCUUUGUUCUCGAGCUUCUUUUGGAUUUCCUCUUUGGCUUGAGGUUCAUCCAGCAGUCGGGAUAAUCAAGCCCGGUCAAAUAGUAGAAAUCACCGUUCACCACGAGGACUUCUACACUCAGGAAGAGUUUGUCGAUGGAAUUCCGCAAAACUGGUGGUGUGAAGAUACAAGGGACAAGGAAGUCGUCCUGUCAGUAAACGUAACAGGCACCGGCUCGACUAAGAGUAAGACCCACCGGAUCCAUGUAAGACAUUGCUUUGCAUCCCGUACGUCAUGUAAUGAGACUAAAGGGCCUUCGAGAAGAAACCAAUCGAAUCACCUUCACCGUUCUGACUUCGCCCAGUUCGGCAGCUCAGAGGUACAUGACUUGUGCCACAUGCGUUGCCCUUAAAAGCAGUUUAUAUGUAGCCCAUAUCUAUAUAUCAUUUUUGAAUGAGACAAAUGGAAGUGAAGCCAAAGAUUUUUCUUGUGAAAACACCCUAAGAACUUGCUCCUAGAUUCUUCUUUUAUUUUUUUCUUGUACAUACACAACUCGGAGUCAAAAAAAAAAAAGGCUGAAUACCCGAGGUACUCGCAUGUUAUCGUGUUUCAUUUAUUCUUUUUUCAGUAUAUUUUAGAGAGCUGAGUUCUUAGGAGAGAGAGCUGUGUUUUGAGUUGAUUGUUGUCUUUGUAAUAUUCCUCAUAGAGUGAUUUUUAGGUGAUGUCUUUAACAGCAUAAAGCAGAAGAGCUUUAAUUUUGUGUAUUU
Molecule: messenger RNA, 3754 nt
Organism: Ananas comosus (pineapple)
Lineage: Eukaryota; Viridiplantae; Streptophyta; Magnoliopsida; Poales; Bromeliaceae
Product: type I inositol polyphosphate 5-phosphatase 13-like
Exons: 11
Coding region: 283-3399 (1038 amino acids)
Biological process (GO): phosphatidylinositol dephosphorylation
Molecular function (GO): phosphatase activity; protein binding
Source: RefSeq, a predicted model, not a curated record